Molecule: messenger RNA, 1500 nt
Organism: Beta vulgaris subsp. vulgaris (sugar beet)
Lineage: Eukaryota; Viridiplantae; Streptophyta; Magnoliopsida; Caryophyllales; Amaranthaceae
Product: elongator complex protein 5
Exons: 9
Coding region: 108-1214 (368 amino acids)
Biological process (GO): tRNA wobble uridine modification
Cellular component (GO): nucleus; cytosol; elongator holoenzyme complex
Molecular function (GO): tRNA binding
Source: RefSeq, a predicted model, not a curated record
UUGAUCAACCGUUGUCAACAAAAAAUCAAAACCGAAAACAAAGAGAGUCAAAAGUCAAAACCCCCAAAUUGAAAACCUAGGGUUUUAGAGCUUCAAAAUCAACAACAAUGGCGGAAGCAACCUGCAGAGUUCUUCGAGACGGAGCAUUAGAAGGAGAGUUAGCUCCAGCUCUCACAAUCAAAGACUCCAUUCUCUCUCCUCUAGCCUCCCAUGUCUUCGAUUACGUCGUUUCUCAGCUUUCUUCCUUCAUUUUGGCGGGAAAAUCACAAUCCAGAGGCAUAGUGAUCGUGGCAUUUUCUCGAAGCCCGUCGUAUUAUGUUGAUUUGCUGAAGAAUGGAGGAUUCGAUGGUGUUUCGUUGGAUAAAUGGGUCCGGAUACUAGAUUGUUAUACCGAUCCUCUUGGUUGGAAGCAUAGGCUUAAGGAAAGUGGGAAGAUUGGCAGCUCUCCAGAUUCAUCUUCUUGGAUAACAGUUUUCAGGGAUGUGAGGAAUUUGGAGAAAUUACUUUCUGGCAUACUUGAACUGGGAAAAGGAAUUGUUGGACAAGGGAAGGAUCGAUUCUGCAUAGCAAUAGACUCGGUAACCGAGUUACUUAGAGAUGUCCCUUUGUCAUCUGUAGCUGGUCUUCUAAGUAAUAUUCGUUGCCAUGAACAAGUUUCCUGUGCCUUUUGGCUGUUGCAUUCAGAUAUUCAUGAUUUGAGUGUAAUUGCUGCUCUUGAGUAUAUGUGCUCUAUCGUGGCUAGUGUGGAAGGUAUAACUCAAUUGAAAAGUGGACAACAAGGCCUUUUUUUGCUUGAGCAGAAUCUUAGAAAAGCGAAGUUGAGGGUGCGCCUCAAGCGAAGAAAUGGAAGAGUUAGAUUGAUGUCUGAAGAAUUUUAUGUUAAGCAAUCAGGAAUUUCGUUUACAUCAAUUUCUUCUUCUGAGGAGUCAAUGGCACAGACACUAGUGCCGAAGGUGCAAUUUAAUUUACAGUUGUCAGAAAAAGAGCAAAUUGAUCGUUCGAAAGUAGUUCUUCCUUUUGAACACCAAGAAUCAGACAGAGCUAAGCAAAUCUAUGAUGGUCGGCAAUCUUUUAUGGACGGGCAAAAUGGGAUAGAAACUGAAGCUUCACAAUCAACUGAGAAAGCUUCUAUAGGUGAGAUAGUGUACAUUCGUGAUUCGGACGAUGAGAGGCCAGAUUCUGAUGAGGACCCUGAUGAUGACUUGGAUAUAUAGCCUUGAUUUAUAUGAGACUGUGAUUUACAGAAAAAUUGAUUUUUUCGAAGUAUAUCAAAUUUCACCAGAUUGCUUAGUUGAAGUAAUGAGUUUUACAAUGAAAUGGAUGUAUCACUACUAAAUAGCAGUCCUUAAGGUUUUCCAUAUACCUUUAGGAAGGAACCAAAGAGCUUUUGCUCGAUCAUAUGCCAAACCAACCCUUCUUUGAGGUUGUCAGCAACUUAUCAUGGCAUCCGUCGAAUCAAGUGGGAGCUCAAUUGUCACCUAUCAAACAUGAGUUUUGAGA